Aptenodytes forsteri (emperor penguin) is the source of this 520-nucleotide messenger RNA. It is a transcript of the gene LSM6, whose product is annotated as LSM6 homolog, U6 small nuclear RNA and mRNA degradation associated. Gene Ontology annotation, molecular function: RNA binding. Lineage: Eukaryota; Metazoa; Chordata; Aves; Sphenisciformes; Spheniscidae. Gene Ontology annotation, cellular component: nucleolus; sno(s)RNA-containing ribonucleoprotein complex; U4/U6 x U5 tri-snRNP complex. Gene Ontology annotation, biological process: maturation of SSU-rRNA; mRNA splicing, via spliceosome. The transcript is spliced from 3 exons. The coding region runs from base 16 to 303 and encodes 95 amino acids. The record is from RefSeq and is a predicted model, not a curated record.
GUGUUGCUUAACCAAAUGUUUUCUCUCACUUCUCUUCCCAGCUUACCAGAGAAGAUCAAGAUGAGUCUACGGAAACAAACCCCUAGUGACUUUCUUAAACAAAUCAUUGGAAGGCCAGUUGUCGUGAAAUUAAAUUCUGGAGUUGAUUAUCGAGGUGUCCUGGCUUGCCUGGAUGGGUAUAUGAAUAUAGCUCUGGAACAGACCGAAGAAUAUGUAAAUGGACAAUUAAAGAACAAGUACGGGGAUGCCUUUAUCCGAGGAAAUAAUGUAUUGUACAUAAGCACACAGAAGAGGAGGAUGUGAAGAUGCCAGAAGGAGGCUGUUUUGUACUUGUGAACCUCUUCGAAGUGAUGAGCCCUAUUUGAUUUGUAGUUAAUAAUCCACAGGUGAAAUACACAAGUGUUUAAAUAUUUUUUAAAUAAAUGUAAACCAGUGUAAACUUCCUGAAUGUUUUUGUUUCAAAGCAUUGCUGUACAGAAAAAAAAUAAAAGAGAAGCAUAUAAUAGUGCCGCAAGAUUAA